AUGCACCCCCGUCCGCAGCUCUGGCUGGCCGUGUGCCGCCCUGUGCCUCAUCGAGCAGGGCUGGCUCGAUGGCGACGGGCGUACACAGCAUCGGCCGACGCCGCGUUGGACGUGACGGCCCAGGUCGAGGCCGUGACCAGACGUCCGGCCAAGUUCAUAGCUGACUACCUCACGCCGAUGCGAGCCCAUCUGCUUACGACGACGCUUUCCGACCUUCUCGUCCCUGCGUGCGAAAGUGCGUCAAAGGAGAAGCGGAAUUGCACGUCGUCGUCCUCGAUAUCGGCCGUCGUGCAGCAACCGGCGCCCUCGCUCCCCCAGGGCCACCAUCUCGUCUACUUCCCUCUGCAGACGGCGCCGUCGGCGCUUGCCCCCGAUGGUGCCGACGCCGAUCACGGGCCCGGCGAUCCAUUUGUGCGUCGCAUGUGGGCUGGUGGCGAGGUCGUCUUCGCUCCCGGCGCCCACGAAUCACUGCUGCUCGAUGGGAGAGCCGUCAGCUGCGAGGAGUCCAUCGAGCGGACGCGUAUCCGCGGCGGCCCUGGGGCAGAAAAAGUUUUUGUCGAUGUUCGCCGUCGCUAUGGCCUCGGCCACGACCGUGACGCGAUGCAGACUCUAGUCGACGAGACUCGUACGCUCGUCUUCAUGAGGACCGAACCGCCGUCACCGCAAGGGCAAACGCCGCCAACCCGUCGCCCCAUUCAAUACCCGAGCUCUCCUAGCUACGCGGCUCGCAUCACACCUCGCCCGGCGCACCUAUUCCACUUCUCGGCGCUGACGUUCAAUGCCCACGCCAUCCACCUCGACCGGCAGUACGCCAUGGGUACCGACGGCCAUCGGGGCCUUCUGGUCCACGGGCCGCUCACCCUCGCGCUCAUGCUUCGUGUGCUCGCCGACUACGCCGGCCCUGCCGCCGGUCGCGUCGCACGCAUCGCCUACCGCAACUACGCGCCCCUUUACGUCGAUGACGAAAUGCGCGUCUGCGUACGGAGACAACAGGACCGCCCCGCUAUCUGGGAUGUCUGGGUCGAGGGGCCCGGCGGGGGGUUGGCCGUCAAGGGCACCGCCGAGAUGGCGUCGCUCUGA
Molecule: messenger RNA, 1080 nt
Organism: Drechmeria coniospora
Lineage: Eukaryota; Fungi; Ascomycota; Sordariomycetes; Hypocreales; Ophiocordycipitaceae
Exons: 2
Coding region: 1-1080 (359 amino acids)
Cellular component (GO): mitochondrion
Molecular function (GO): (3R)-hydroxyacyl-[acyl-carrier-protein] dehydratase activity
Source: RefSeq, a predicted model, not a curated record